AUGGCUCCUCAGCUGUAUACACAUGCUUUCAAUAUCUCUCCAGCAGAAAGUAGGAGAUUGUGUAUAAAUGGAACACCAUGGAUUUGGCAUCUCCUAGAAGAAUGUGUCGAGAACGCGUGGGAGUGUUGGAGCGUUGUCAUAGGACUGAUUGCCAUUGUCUGUUUUCUGUUUGCUGCACUACCUCAAAUUGAUGUCGCCUGCUGGAGUGGAAAAGUGGAUCAAGCGCUCUCUUUGGGCUUUCUGCUGGGUUGGAUAGCUGAAGAUCUAACAGAUUGUGUAGGCUGCUAUUUAACAAACCAGCUGCCAGUUCAGGUUGCCACUGCUAUCUUUUAUGUUAAUAUGGAUGCAAUUAUGAUUUCACAGUUUGUCUACUAUAAGCUCAAGAACCAGAAGAUGAUGAAAUGCAGCACAAGCCUGAAGAAUUUCUGUAUAACUUGGAUUUUGGUGUGCAUAACACUGUAUGUUAUUUUACUCAAUCAAUUGCUACUAAGAAACCAAGACCAGAGUAUAGUAUCAGAAAAAAAUCAGAAAACUCUCAAUUUGACAGAAAUGUCAGGCUUCAUUUGUAAUUCUUAUGUGUUUUACUUGAGAAGCAGAUUUCCUCAGCUGUACAAAAAUUUGCAAAGAAGAUCAACAGAAGGCACCUCUUACCUGCUGUUUGUAUUAGCUAUGAUGGGAAACCGCACUCAGGGACUCAGCCUUGUUUUAAAGAUGCCUGCUACUGAAUCUUUCUGGGCCCUCUACUUUUUACAUCAUCUUCCCUGGCUAAUGGGCAGCUUUCGAGUUUUCUUUCUAGACAUUUUUAUGACUUUGCAAUUCAUUAGGUAUCAUACGCACAGCAAAAGACAAUCCAGUUUAGUCGCACUGGAAGCGGAACCGUGA
Messenger RNA from Struthio camelus australis, 882 nucleotides. Lineage: Eukaryota; Metazoa; Chordata; Aves; Struthioniformes; Struthionidae. The record is from RefSeq and is a predicted model, not a curated record.